Molecule: messenger RNA, 4151 nt
Organism: Condylura cristata (star-nosed mole)
Lineage: Eukaryota; Metazoa; Chordata; Mammalia; Eulipotyphla; Talpidae
Gene: NOL8
Product: nucleolar protein 8
Exons: 17
Coding region: 411-3857 (1148 amino acids)
Molecular function (GO): RNA binding
Source: RefSeq, a predicted model, not a curated record
AACAAAGAAUGGUGUGGGCCGAUUGGGGGCGGGGAGGUGACCAGGAAGCUGUGGGCCACGGCUCAAACCCAGAACCCUAGCCAUGCUUGCUCCGGGAUUCCGCGUGGAAGGAGUCUGUCAUCUCUUGGGAAGGGGGAGGUGGAUCAGCGCCUGCUAGGUGCUAAAUGGGAUGAGAGAUCUCUUGAUGACCCUCAAAUCUCAGUACUUCUGGAAACGUCUUCCUAAAUCCUAAUCCAACAACUUCCGUAGCGUGCUAUAACAAAUACAGAUUCUGGAAUUAGACCUGGUUUGUAAUUCUCUCUUCAUCUCCAAUUUUCUGAAUGGCGCUGGAGAAGUGACUUAACUUCUCCUCAUCUUAAAAGGAGGUACAUACAAACACUCUUGUGUAACGCAGUGUAUGCCCAGCCCUCAUGAAAGCCGGCAAAGACAUGAAGCGCCUCUAUGUGGGUGGACUUGGCCACAACAUUUCAGAGGCUGACUUACAAAAUCAGUUCAACAGAUUUGGAGAAGUUUCUGAUGUGGAAAUCAUCACUCGGAAAGAUAACCAAGGAAACCCACAGAAAGUCUUUGCAUAUAUCAACAUUAAAGUAGCAGAAACAGACCUGAAAAAAUGUAUGUCUGCUUUAAAUAAAACAAAAUGGAAAGGUGGAACACUUCAAAUUCAGCUAGCAAAAGAAAGUUUUUUGCACAGAUUGGCCCAAGAGAGAGAAGCAGCAAGAUCAAUGAAAGAAAACUCAACAGCCAGCACCAACUUGUUUGAAAAAACGAAAGUAGAUUUCUAUAUAAAAGCCGUUCCUGGGACAGAAGUACCAGGACAUAAAAAUUGGGUUGUUAGUAAAUUUGGAAGAGUGUUACCUGUCCUUCACCUAAAGAAUCAGCAUAAACGUAAAAUCAUAAAAUAUGAUCCAUCAAAAUACUGCCACAACUUAAAGAAGAUAGGAGAGGAUUUCACAGAUACCAUUCCUAUCUCUAGCCUCACUUGGGAAUUGGAAGGAGGGAAUGAUCCUAUGAGUAAGAAAAGGCGAGGAGAGUUCUCGGACUUUCACUGCCCUCCCAAGAAGAUAAUAAAAGUACAGAAGGAUGAUGGUUCCACUGGGUCUCUCGUUAUAAAGCCAAAACCUAACGUGGCAACGAAGAAUCCACAUUUUACACAGCAAGAGGCUGCAGCAAAAACAUCUCGUGAUUCUUUUACUUCUAAAUCAACCCAUGUACCUAAUUCUGAUGCUCAGAAACUUAAAAAUGCAUCUUUAAAAAAUUCUAGCUUGGAAGCUAUUAGAAACAAAAUUACUAUGUCUGAUGAUGAUAUUGAUUCUGAGGAUGAAUUAAGGCAACUGAUUGCAAGAGAGGAAAACCUAGAGAAAACUAGGCGUUCCUCAGUAAAUGAAUCUGAAAAUGAUCCCUUCGAGGUUGUUAAAGAGGAGUUCAAAUCAGACAUUCAUAAGCUCCAUUCUUUAACAAGUUUAGGCAUCAGAAAUGAUGUUUCUUGCCUUGAUGGUGAUCAUAAUGUUAAGGGAAAUGAUUGUGACUAUGAUUCAGGAGAUACAGAUGAAAUUAUUGCAGUGAAAAAAAAUUAUGGUGAGGUGAAAAAAAGUACAGAAUUUUCACAAAUGAAAAAGGCCAUACACAAGAAAACUUUGAAAAAUAGAAAAGACUGUGAGCUUCCUGAUCAUUGUAUUAAAGUACAAAAGAGAAAUAAUGUAAAGGUGGCCACCCAUCAAGGAGCUAAGCCUCUUGAUUGUAAAUCACCCAUUGCCAGUGGCAGCAAAGAUGCCGAUUCUGUAUCAGAAUCAGCUGAGUCUAUAGAUGAGGAGUAUAGUGCUAUGAUGAAAAACUGUCUCCGUGUGAAUCUCACUUUGGCUGAUUUGGAACAGUUGGCUGGUAGGAAGCUGGAGGCUCCAGGAGAAGAUACUGAAGUCAGUGUUGAGGAAACCACUGCCAUAUUUAACAGGGCCUCCAAGAACCCAAGGACUCCCAGUGGCUUCCACAGAGGCCGACGGUGUAUUCAACCUGAGGAAAUUGUGGCUUCCCUUUUAGAAGGAGAAGAGAAUAUCGUUGGAAAACAGAAACCAAAGGAAGGCAACUUAAAGUCAAAAUUCCAGGCUUUCAAGGGAAUAGCCUGUCUCUAUGGGAAAGAAUUAACGAAAAAAUCCUUGAAAGAGGGUGUUGCUGCUAACAAUAUUAAUAAAGACCAGGAUUCUGUGAAACUUGAGGAAUCGUGUAGCAUAUCCCUGGGAAAAACUCAGGGCACAUCAAGCAAGACUCCAUUCCAACAGCCAAAGAAGGCAACUGAUUCAAAUCAUAUUCAGCCUCCAAAGAGACAGGAUCUUAUGGUGGUAUCCCCUAGCAGUUCAGAAAAGGGAAGUAAAACUCCUAUUUCUUGUUUGUUAACAUUAAACAAUAAGAAAUCUUUAAGUCUUGGUGCAAAGACUCUGAAAAUGGGCUUUGAUAAAGCCAGGACCACAAAGACAGAAGAGGACUUAGAAAAGAAGCCUGAUCUGAGAAGUGGAGCAACCCCUGAGAAAUCCUCAGUGUCCUCUAGGAGAGGUACUCAGGGAAGCAAAACUGAUUCCCUACUUUGUGCUAAUAGUUUGUCAGAUGUUGAUGCUAAGCAGAAGCAUGCUGAAGAUAACCAGAGACGCUUAGCAGCCUUAGAGGCAAGGCAGAAAGCAAAAGAAGUACAAAAAAAGCUGGUUCAGGAUGCUCUGGCAAACUUGGAUGGUCAUCCAGAAGAUAAGUCAACACAUAUCAUCUUUGGUUCUGACAGUGAAAGCGAAACAGAGGUGCUAUCCACUUGGGAGCAGAAACAGCCAGGAGAGGAACCAGUGAAAGCAUCUGCUGGUAGAGCACCAGGAAAGCUGUUUGACAACAGUGGGGAUGAGGAAUCUGGUCCUGAAGAUGACACUAACAGAUUCAGAAUUAAACCUCAGUUUGAGGGCAAAGCUGGACAGAAGCUCAUGAAUUUGCAGUCUCACUUCGGCACUGAUGACAGAUUUCGUAUGGACUCCAGAUUUCUAGAAAGUGAGAGUGAAGAGGAACAGGAAGAAAUAAAUGAAAGAAAAACUGCUGAGGAAGAAGAACUCGCUGCAGAAAAAUUGAAAGCCCUGAAUGUUGUGCAGAGUGUUUUGAAUAUCAACUUGAGUACUCCUACAAGCAAAGGAUCAGUAGCUGCUAAGAAAUUUAAGGACAUUAUACACUAUGAUCCAACAAGGCAUGAUCAUGCUGCUUAUGAAAGGAAAAGAGAUGAUAAGCCAAAAGAAAGUAAAGCAAAACGGAAGAAGAAAAGGGAGGAAGCUGAGAAGCUACCUGAAGUAUCUAAAGAAAUGUAUUAUAACAUUGCUACGGAUUUAAAAGAAAUAUUCCAAACUACAAAAGAUACCAGUGAAAAGGAUGACAACAUACCCUGGAAUGAGGAUUGUUCUGGAGAGGAAGUUCAGGACUCUGCAACUUCUGAAAAUGGGGCACAGCAACCUGGAGGAUUUACGUUCUCCUUUUUUGAUUCAGAUACUGAAAUUAUAAAGGAAGAUACUUAUAAAUUGGAGACAGUGAAACCUGGAAAGGUUGCUUGGCAGGGAGCCUUUCAUUUCCAUGACAGCAGUUCAGAAGAGGAGGAGGAAGAUGUUAAUGAAGAGCCAGAAGACAGGAAGCCCAGUCCUACAGAUGUGUCAUUACCUGAGAAAGAGACCACUAGAUUUUUCUUUUUCUCUAAGAUUGAUGAAAGACUCAAUGGGUCUGACUUAUUCUGGAGAGGUGUGGGAAGUAAUAUUAGCAGGAGUUCUUGGGAGGCCAGAACAGACAACUUGCGAAUGGAUUGUCGGAAGAAACAUAAGGAUGCCAAAAGGAGAGUGAAACCAAACUAAUAAAUGUCAUCAUUGGUUUUUCAGACUGAAUGUGAAUAAGGCACAUGUGGACAUGUAUGAUCUAGAAAAUAAUUUUAAAUAACCGGUAAUUCAGAGUGAAGAAACAUUCAAAAUCUGGCUGAUGGAUGUUAGUCUGGUUGCCAUAAUUUCUUUGGAUUUGCUCUGUAUUUCUAAGUAAUUACAUAAAAUAUAUAAACCCAAACUUUUUAAAAAAUGAUGUACAAGGUAGUUUCCCACAAUGCUUUUUGUAUAUAUUCUUUUUGCCCCUGAGCCUCUGUGGGCGUCUUCUGAUGC